AUGGCCCCGCACAAGGAGGACUCGGAGGAGACCCCGCCAGCUGAGACUUCGCAGCAGCCGGGAGAUCGCCUUCAGAAGGAACAGCAGAAGGAACUUGCCACUUUAGAUCAACAAGAUGUUCCCGACUCUGAAAUGGACGAAAAGAGACAAGCCGCAUUGAUGACGUCCCUGGAACAAGGAGAGAUAAAAGCAGCAAUAGGUGCACGGAAAUGCGCGGUCUCUGCUGCAGCGGUCCAGAAGCUGCAGGAUCUUCUGCUGCUUCCUGCUGCCGAGGCCGAAGCUGCUCUGCAACAAGCCCAGGGAGAUCACCUGAAGGCCACGCAGCUGCUGCUAGAGCAGGAGCUCUGA
Eimeria maxima is the source of this 348-nucleotide messenger RNA. RefSeq lists its product as hypothetical. The transcript is spliced from 2 exons. Lineage: Eukaryota; Apicomplexa; Conoidasida; Eucoccidiorida; Eimeriidae. The record is from RefSeq and is a predicted model, not a curated record. Bases 1 to 348 code for a protein of 115 amino acids.